This is a messenger RNA of Aspergillus mulundensis, 1104 nucleotides long. Its product is annotated as metallophosphoesterase family protein. The record is from RefSeq and is a predicted model, not a curated record. The transcript has 3 exons. Lineage: Eukaryota; Fungi; Ascomycota; Eurotiomycetes; Eurotiales; Aspergillaceae. Gene Ontology annotation, cellular component: cytoplasm. Gene Ontology annotation, molecular function: hydrolase activity, acting on ester bonds. The coding region runs from base 1 to 1104 and encodes 367 amino acids.
AUGCUCGCGCAGACAGCGCUCGCAGGUGCCACCUCAUUCAGACCUCUUCGUUUCUCGGACGACGGCACAUUUCAGAUUUCAAUCUUUAAGGAUCUACACUUUGGAAAGAGUAAGGAUUUAGUGUCAUAUAACAACGACCGCAACUCCAUCACCGUGCUUAAUACAAUCCUCAACGCUGAAUCGCCGGACCUCGUCGUGCUGAACGGCGAUCUAAUCACCGGCGAGAAUGGCUUCCUGGAGAAUGCAACCGUCUACAUUGACCAAAUCAUCGGACCUCUCGUUGACCGCGGCCUAACUUGGGCUUCGAUGUAUGGGAACCACGACCACCAGUAUAAUCUCUCCGCUGAAGCUCUCCUGGAGAGGGAGCAGAGCUACGCCAAUGCCCGGACUCAGCGCAUGGUCUCUGGUCAUGAUGCCGGGGUGUCAAAUUACUACUUGCCGGUGUACGGAUCAGACGGUAGCAGUGAUCCAAAGUUGCUCCUGUGGUUCUUCGAUAGUCGCGGGGGUAACUACUUCCGGGAACUUGACAAGUCUGGAAACAUAGUCCCCCAGCCGAACUGGUACAACAAGACGAUCCCGUUGCUUGCAUUUGUGCAUAUCCCUACUAAUGCUUCGCUCGCGGCACAAACUGUCGUUGGAAUUGAUGCAAAUUCUAAACCUGGAAUCAACAAUAACGUCCCCCUUGCGCAGCAAGGUCAGGGAUGGUGUGAGGAUGGGACGAACAGCAACGACUGCGCGUAUGGUGGACAAGACAUCCCUUUUAUUAAGGCGCUUGUUAAAACACCCGGUGUCCUUGGCGUGUUCUCAGGCCACGACCAUGGCAAUACCUGGUGCUAUAAGUGGGACUCUGAGUUACAGCUCCCUGGGGUAGGGGGUGGAAACGGACUGAAUCUCUGCUUCGGCCAGCAUUCGGGGUACGGAGGGUAUGGUAGCUGGAUCAGGGGAUCGAGGCAGCUGCUAUUGUCUGAGGAGGCCCUGGGUCGUGGAGAGCUGGAUACCUGGAUUCGUCUUGAGUCGGGGGACGUUGUUGGAUCGGUCUCGUUGAAUGGCACCUAUGGGGAGGACUUGUAUCCCGCCACCCCGAACGAUAUGACGCACUCGUGA